GGACACAAUGUCAGUAGAUAUCGGUUACAGAUCUCUCCUCUGGUGGUUAAUAUCACUUUCCAUAAUUGCUCUGACUGUUGCAUCAUGGGGUCACUCCACGCGGAUUUCCCCGCCAAAAAUAGCAGUUUCAGACACGAACGUCGAGCUCACCCGCAUUCGAAUUAUUGAUACUACACCGCGCAAGCUUUUUGAUACGCUGACGUCUAAAUACCAGUCACACAACAUUCCGAACCUGUAUUUACCGGGAACUGAAGGCAACUCCUCUAAUAACGAGUUUGGUGACGUAGACUACCAGUACAGAAACAACUCGUACUAUGUGGUGAACACCAAGUCGAAACAGAUUGAGGCAUUCGAACGCCAUGGGGAUGUUUUUCAGAGAAGAGUUGUCUACCGUGGAACGUCGUCCAACGUAAGAGGAAUUGCUGUCAACUGGAUCAACGGCGACGUCUACUGGACGGAUUCGUCAUACAACAUGAUCUUCAUGACAGCCGGAAAAGGAAACACCCCCUCGCGUCACGUGGCUGUCAUCAGUAAUGACGUAGAUAACCCGAGCGGCAUCGCCUUGCAUGUUAACAAAGGGCUAAUGUUUUGGCUGGACACUCACCGACUACAGGUAGCCAGUCUGGACGGAAGAAACCGGUCUACACUUCUGGACAACGUGACAGCGCCCUCUAGUUUGUCCAUCAGCUACCCCGGCAACAGAUUGUAUUGGAUUGACUGGACAUCUGGAUCAAGUGUCAUAGUGUCAUGUGAUCUCCAGGGUCAACGCUGGAAGGUCAUUACGUCAUUUCCGAACAGGCGGCUUUUUGACCUUGAUGUGUUCGAGGUCAGUAAAAAAAAAGAAAAGAAAAAAAGAAAGAAAAAAGAAUUUGAUUGAUUGACAUGUAUAUGACUAAGAUCAAUAUAUGUGAUAGAAAAUAUGUUACAAGUAAUAAACAAUUUUUGUUCAGAGAG
This is a messenger RNA of Gigantopelta aegis, 954 nucleotides long. Its product is annotated as pro-epidermal growth factor-like. The transcript is spliced from 7 exons. Bases 8 to 877 code for a protein of 289 amino acids. Lineage: Eukaryota; Metazoa; Mollusca; Gastropoda; Neomphalida; Peltospiridae. The record is from RefSeq and is a predicted model, not a curated record.